Psylliodes chrysocephalus is the source of this 7493-nucleotide messenger RNA. The record is from the annotation of a GenBank genome assembly. NCBI's taxonomy places the organism in Eukaryota, Metazoa, Arthropoda, Insecta, Coleoptera, Chrysomelidae.
UGUAGCUGCCACCUCUUCCACCACUUCUUGUUGAUAAAAAAUAAAAAUAUUAAAUUCUCCUGUCAAAAGUGACAAAACUCAAAACUGGCCAAAGUUGUGUUGGUGUUGUGUUUAUAUGAGUUGUGACGUAUUUCCAUUUAACGAUUUUAACAUACUGUGUGAAAACAGAAAAAAUGAAUAUGUAGGCUAAUUCAGGAUGUCUGAGCCAAGCGAAUUCAGACCUGUGUUAAAAAAACAUGGACAAAUAGUAAUCGAGGAUGUUCCUGGUCUAACUUUUUGUAAACCAAGAUUGAUACCGCUUAAGAGCUAUACUUUAGAAAAACUUGAGAAAAUACAGCAAGAAGCCCAAAAAGUACAAGAAGAUAUCAAAAAGCAAUAAAAGUUGAAGUUAUUAUUAUUCCAACAUGAGUUAUACACCAUUAGUAUCAACAAUAUUAUUGUCUUUUCUGUUAUCAGCUACUGUCUUGUAUCGUUAUGGAAAUUGGUUCAGACACCGUAUAUUUGUAACAUUGACUGUAUUAUUGGCUUGGUAUUGUAGUUUUUUGAUCAUAUUUGCACUUCCAUUGGAUGUUAUAUCAACUGUAUACCGUCAAUGUUCUGUACCUAACAUUACAAUUUUAAAUACUGAAGAUGAUGUUAAUUCAUUAGAGAUAUCCACUAAUGGUACAAUUGCCUGUGAACCACCUUGGACUAACUUACCAGAAAGGGUAUUCACGAAUUUAUGGAGGACUGUAUAUUGGAGUACACAGUUUUUAACAUGGUUAGUUAUGCCAAUGAUGCAGUCGUAUAUCAAAGCUGGAGAUUUCUCAAUAAAGGGAAAGCUAAAAUCAGCAUUAAUUGAUAAUGCUAUAUAUUAUGGUUCUUAUUUAUUGAUAUGUGGAGUUUUAUUAGUCUAUUUGGCACUCAAACCAGGAAUAGAUCUUGACUGGUCAAAAUUAAAAGCUAUAGCUUCAUCUGCGAGUAAUACAUGGGGUUUAUUUUUACUUGUACUUUUAUUGGGGUACGCAUUGGUCGAAGUACCACGAAGAUUGUGGAACAAAUCGAAUCACAGUCUAACUUUAACAGAAUCAUAUUUUAAAGCGGCCAAAUUGAGCUGCGAUAAAUGCGAAGCAGAGGAGACCGUUGAUGAUGUGCUAGAGUCUUUACAAGCGGUUUCUUUAGCGGUAAGACCCGGUCAUCCGCUUUAUCUAUAUUUAGAAACGAUAUUGCAAAAAGUUCCGACCGAAUUGCAAGAGCGUAUGAAGAGACGUCAGUUACCCGACGAUACGCCUACAGAUGCUCCUAGUGAAAAGGCUCUUAUCAGGCUGCACAAACAAACCAUAAAGUCCUUGCAAGUGCUUCAAAGAACCGAAACACAGUGGAACUUGAUGGUAGAAAAAGUUUUAGAGUUGGAAGACACUUUAAAAAAUCAAAUCGCCAGGGAUAGGGUGUUCAAGAGGACAUUCGAAAAACGGCAUAGUUGGUUUAAGAGAUAUAUUUAUACAUCGAGAAUAGAAUGGUAUUGGAAAUGCGUUCUUUACUGUUAUACGCAAAAAUUAUUGGCUAUAAUGGCAGGAGUGUUUUCGGUGUGCGUCGUUUGGUCCGAGGUGACCUUUUUCAAUGUCCACCCACCGUUGUCUAUAUUUGCUGUCAUUGUAAACGCUGCUAAACACAACUAUGAUUAUUUUACGAUAGAGAUACUCUCCACAAUGAUCAUACUGUACCUUUGCUACUGCGCGUUUUCAACUGUACUUAAAAUAAGAGUACUCAAUUUAUAUUAUUUGGCUCCGCAUCACCAAACGAACGAAUACAGUUUAAUAUUUUCCGGAAUGAUGUUGAGCCGUCUGACGCCUCCGCUUUGCCUAAAUUUUCUCGGCCUAAUCCACAUGGACAGCCACGUGAUCGAGAGUCAAGUCAUGGAGACAUCUUAUACACAGAUAAUGGGCCACAUGGACGUGAUAGGUAUAAUAUCCCAUGGAUUUAAUAUUUACUUUCCAAUGGCGAUAUUAGUAUUUUGCUUCGCCACGUACUUUAGCUUGGGAUCUAGAAUACUAUCUAUGAUUGGUUUCCAUCAAUUCAUAGGCGAUGACGAAAUGACAACCGACUUAGUGGAGGAGGGACGAGAGUUGAUUAAGAGAGAGAAACGUAGGAAGCAAAGACUUGAAGAAUCGUCUUCAAGAAGACGUGAAUACCAAGAGCGUUUUCCAUCAACGGGUAGAUUUAGACAACCUCGAAGCAGCAUUGAAGAUCGACAAAUGGACAACCUAGAAAACAGUCGUACUUCCUUACGGGACGCGCACGGUUUAGAUUCCUACAACGGUACCAGAUACACCUCGGAAGUGGACACUAGGUUUCCGCCUAACGAGGACGAGAUAGACGCGCGCUUCGGGGCCAGCACCAGGAUCAACGAACGUUUCUCGAAUACCAACGAAUUGGAUCCGAGAUUUUCCGAUAGUUAUCAAUUAGACGGUUUUUACAGGAACAGAGUGGGCGGAUCGCCUAGGGGAUUUUUCGAUGACGUAUAAAUGGUAAUCGCUUAAAUAUUAUGUAUAGGAAGAUAUUAAAUCAGAAAGAGAAGGCGAUGUUUUUCUUAAAUAGAUGCUUUACAGUUUUGAGAAAAAUAAUUGUAUAAAAAAAUAGUUAAAAUUUGUUAAAAAGCAUUCAAACAGGGUAAAGCGAAUAAAAAUUGAUUUAUUUAUUGAAAAAUAAGUACAAUUUUUAAUUUCACUACCCAUAUAUUAAUUUUUGUGCAUCCCAAUAAUGAUUUUACGAUAUGUUUGCAACUUGUUCGCACUCCAAAAUUGCAGCGUUGCCAUGUUGUGUCCGUUUUUAGAUUUUUUAAGAAAUCUCAAGGUAUUUGAAAUUGAUAAAAAUCGCGAUACGUAAUUAAUAAGAGCCUUAUUAAUGGAAAUAAAAGUAUUAUCGCUAACUAAUGCGAUUAUGGUUUGGGAAUUUUAAGGUUAUUCUAUUGACUGUACUUAAUUACCCAAAAUAUCAUCAUCAUCAUGGCAAUAUUAAUACAAAAAAAAAUUAUUUAGACAAUAUUGUUAUUGCACUAGAAUUUUUAGAGAUGCGAUUUGACUGAUGUGUAAUAUGACAAAAAUUGUCAUUAGAAAAAGCGAGUUUGCAUAGAGAAAAGGAAUGAAUUCCUUAUUUUUUUACCUAGCUGUUCAGCUUAAAGAUUUCAAUAUAGUCUUAAGAGCUGACCGUGUGAUGAUUACAGCAUUCGUCUGUUUUUUAAUGAAAAUAUAAUUUAAUAGGAAUCAUGAUUUUUACGUUUUGGGGUCCCCUGAAUCCGUUUUGACUAUUUUUGCGAUGAUGUGUUUGUAUACUCGAUGACUCAUGAAACGGAUACAGAGAAAACACAAAAUUUUAUAAAUUUAAGCUUUAUUCCGGUUUGCGGUGAAACGAUUUAGAUUUUGGGCGGAGUCGGAACAUCUAGGGGAUACUUUAUAGGGGGUCAUUUUUAUAUUUUAUGGAAUAUAUCUGUUAUUUACGCUUGGAGGGAAAAAUUCUUUAAAUAAAAGUUACUUCUAAUAUUAUUCUCUAUAAUGUUUGUUUCAUACAAAAUUUUCCUAAAAUGGUCCGUAUUCGAGAAAUUUGACAAAAUGUAAAAAAUUAAAAUUUUUAAGAAAAUUGUUCAAAUAAAAAUUGUUUGUAAUAUUAUUCUCUAUAAUUUUUGUUCAAUAUAAAAUUUCUUUAAAAUUGAUCGUAUUCGAGAUAUUUGAGAAAAAGUAAAUUUUUAAUUCUGAAGAAAACUAAAAAACGGAUAAAGAGAAAAACAUCAAAUUUUAAAAUUAGGCUUUCUUCCGACCUGAGGUGAACUGAUUAGAUUUUGGGCAGAGUCGGAACAUCUGGUGGGUACUUAUAGCGGGUCGUUUUUAAUAUUUCAUGGAAUAUAUGUUAUUUACGCAUGGAGAAAAAAAUUCUCCAAAUAAAAGUUACUUCUAAUAUUAUUCUCUAUGUUUGUUUUAUAGAAAAUUUUCGUAAAAUGGUCCGUAUUCGAGAAAUUUGACAAAAUGUAAAAAAUUAAAAUUUUUAAGAAAAUUGUUCAAAUAAAAGUUGUUUAUAAUAUUAUUCUCUAUAAUUCUUGUCCUAUACAUAAUUUCUCUAAAAUGGACCGUAUUCGAGAUAUUUGAGAAAAAGUGUAAAUUUAGAAUUUUGAAGAAAACUCAAAAACGGAUAAAGAGAAAAACACCAAAUUUUAAACUUAACCUUUCUUAUUGCAUGCGGUGAACUGAUUAGAUUUUUGGCAGAGACGGAACAUCAUGGGGGGUACUUUAUAAGGUUUUUGAUAUUUUAUGGAAUAUAUCUGUUAUUUACGUUUGGAGAAGAAAAUUCUUCAAAUAAAAGUUACUUCUAAAAUUAUUUUCUAUAAUUUUCGUUUCUUACAUUUCUUUAAAAUGGACCGUAAUGGAAAAAUUUGAAAAAAGUAAAAUUUCAAUUUUUCAGUAUUUUCGUUGGUAAUGAAUAUAAAAAAAAAGGUUUCAAGUAAAGAUGUAUGUGGAACAUGUAUAUAUAUAUUUAGUUUAUCCUCUAAACAUUUACAAAGGUGAUACACAAGGUUGUAGAAAUAGAAAGUCAAGUGUUUGAUACAUCAGACUUUAAUAGAUAAUUAUUGACAUAUAAAUACGGUUUCGUCAGGUUGCCUGUCAAAAUAUGACCGUAAGUACUUUUAAUUGAAAUUUAACUCGGACACCAGAAAAUCAAUUGAAGGGGUGAAUGAAUCUGACCCCUCAAGUAGUCAACUUCAGUUGUUUUAUCAGUCUGACUACGUUUAGCAGUUUUCGAUAUUAUUUAUAAUUGAUUGUUAAUCCUAUAUUCGAUUAUUAUUGAUUAAAUUUUAAAAUAAUUUUCAAAUAAAGUUAUUGCUCACAACAAUUUUUUCUUUAGAGUUGAAAAAAAGGCUAGUUUUUUUUGUAUUCCCUUUAAAAUCAAUUAUUUGAUUAAUCAAACGUUCCCGAUGGAAUUCGUAGACUUUUUCUAAUCUUUCUCCUUAAGUUCAGUGUGUGGGAGGUGUACGGUCCUCUCCUUCACCAGGAGAAGGUCUUCGAAAAGAAGAUCAUUAGGAAGCUUCCUAUCCCUUCCAGUAAUCAUCAUAGAUUGAGUAUAACUGGUUCAGAGCUUCGGUAAGCUAGCAGAAAUAGAGGAAUUAAAGUAUCCCAGUCAUUUUCUUCAAAACCAGUAACCGAAAUUGUUUGGAAAAAUAAAUUUCUUAAUUAAAAGUACUUACUUAUUGAAAAGAUAAAAAAACGGAUCAAUGCAGUAAUCACACGGUCGGAUCUCGUACUAUUAGGUAAAUAUGUGAAUGCAAGUAAAGUUUGUUUACUAUUAUAAUGUAUAAAAAUUAGAAUUUUAUACCUUUCUGCUGAAUACAUUUUAUCCUACCUUAAUUUGGAGUAGAAACAAUACGCGUAAGUUGUGUAAAAUUUUAGCUGCUUUAAGAUCAUUUUUUGUUGGAUCUCUCUUUAAAAAUAGUAUAGUAAGAGAAGAGACAUCUGCUAUUUUUAUUGCUUUGGAAAUUCAUAUUUUUAUUUGUUUAUAUCUUGCUCUUUUUCAUUAAAUUUGCGUUGAAAUUUGCUCUAUACCUUGAAGUAUUGGUCAAUGAAAUUGAAUAAUUAUUUAAAACAUUUCUCGAAACAUUCCAAAUAUUUUUUGAUUUAAUUUUAAUACCAUUUUCGUUAAGUUUUUAAUGUAUUAACAUAUUGUUUAUUUUUUAUAGUGAAGAUUAUAUGUAGUACGUUAUUUAUAUUUUUCGUUGUUUCCAUUUUUUUCUCUAAACGUAUAGGAAAUAAUUAAAUUGUUUUAUGUACAUAUUAUCCUUUUUUUUGUGAUAUUGUAUAUUUACCUAGUUUAUUUUAGAUUGUUGUUAUUCCUAAAUAGGAUAAUAGAGAUACCAACACUUACACUUUUCGAAGUUGUGUUCUAAACCUUUUUUUUUAAUUUAGAUUAAACUCAAUAUUGCAUUUUCAAUUUUAGUUUCUUUUUGGGGUCUAAAUAGUAAAUAAAUAACUUCUAUGUUUAGUAUUUUUAUAUGUAAGUAUAGUAUUUCUUCAAGAAUAUUUAAAUUAUAGCAAAUAAAGUAGUUUUUGUUUAUUUUUAGGCUUAUCCUUUGAGAAAUUAACAAUACAACUUACUAAAUCUAAGAUUAAAAUGAUUAAUAUCAAUGCUAUGCAUUAGUGAUGACGACGUAAAAAAAUUAACAAUCAGUCGCAAUUCAUUAUGUGUUUUUGAGACACUGUAUAAUAGUAAAAUAUAUUCUGAUAUCGUUAACGACAGAGCACGUCGCAAUCUAUUAUACAGUGUAUCCCAAAAAAUGUAUACACAUGAAAAAACAGAACUUUAGUUAAAUAAUAAUUUAGUAAUUAAUUCUAUAUAAACAAUAAAUAAAAAUAGAGGUUGUGCAAAUUUAAAUUCUAUUAUUUUUAAGAUUAUAUAAUCUUUAAACGACUUUCAAAAUAUAUUCAAAAAAACUCAACAAAAUUUUAUGUCAAAAUCAAUGCCAGAAUGGUUCGUUUUUGUUUAACUCACUGACGUCACACUAAUGGAGCGCAUUUAUAAAAUAAGUUCAAAGAUUAUAUACUAUUAUAACAGGAUAGAUUGGUUCCAUUUCUUAUAUAUUUUGAAAACGAAAUUAUGCGUAUGACGUCAUCGUAGAACCUAAACAUGCUGUUUGCCUUUGUUGUCCCUAUAUAAUUCUCUUGUUAAGUUUUUUUUUGAGACUUUAAUUCGUUUACUGUUUUGUGUUAAAUACUUGUAUUUUUAUUAUAUUCAAGGUAAACUCAAUUUAGUUAAGUUAUUUAGCAGUUUUAAAGUCUGGUAAGAUAUGAGAUUCGAAAGGUUCUGCGUGACGUCAUAUAUUGACUGGAAAUAUCGCAUUUCACAAAGAGAUUUGUGAGAAAUUAGGCUUUCCUAUUUUAAUAUAAUUCUAGUCAAGAUUUUUAUUUUGUUCUAAAAUGGAGUUGGUAGGUUUAUAUUAUUGACUAUUUACCUAGACCAAUAGUCAAUAUUUGGUUUAGUGAAAUAGUCGUCCUAAAUAUAACACGACCUUGAUUAAUAUUCUGCUAUUGCUAAAUUUCUCGAUUAUUUUACAAUUUGGUAUUAAAAUAUUCUUGAGAUUUAGACGCAACAAAAAUAGCUGACUAUUAACAAGGUCUUGAUAUAUUAACCUUGAAAAUUAGUAAAUCUUGUAGUAGGAUGAUUCAAACUGUUUAUACAUAUAAAAAGUAUAUUUUUAAAUAAUUUCUUAUUGCAGAUUUUUAGUAAAAACUCAUCCACGUUGUUUGCUAAUUUCUAGUCUUCUAUUUCAGAACUAUUUAAUUUAAAACUAGUUCCACUGAAUAGUUGAUUUUUUUAUUGAAAUCACUAAUAAACUGUAAAAUAUUAUUUAUGAUUCACUUUUGGCACUUAAAAAUGUUAAAUGUUACAAAAAACAUCAUUGUUCAAUUUAUGAAUGCAAAAGUCACUUAUUUAAGUAAAAUUUAAUUUGUAUUUAAUAAAUUCGUAAUUAUGAA